Molecule: messenger RNA, 303 nt
Organism: Acanthoscelides obtectus
Lineage: Eukaryota; Metazoa; Arthropoda; Insecta; Coleoptera; Chrysomelidae
Source: the annotation of a GenBank genome assembly
GUUCAGGCGUGUAAUAUUCAUGUGGUACAUAUAUGUACCAGCCGGUAUUUAUGGUGGUACACAUGUAUACCAACAGGUCUCUAAUUACGUUUAUUCAGUUUCAGCUUCAAUAUGGAUCGUCGCCGUCCGCUUUCACAAAUAGAGCUGGAAGCGCUUAUUGAUGAUAUUGAAAAAAUCUCAGAUUCGAAACCAUUUUCUGCUGACUCCAGUGACAAUUAUGAACCAGAUUCCGAUGAAGAAGCAGGCAGUGAUACGUCCGAUAUGUCUAACUCAGACAUCGAUUUUGCGCCUUCCCACAGGUAA